This is a messenger RNA of Aspergillus viridinutans, 1305 nucleotides long. RefSeq lists its product as uncharacterized. The record is from RefSeq and is a predicted model, not a curated record. Gene Ontology annotation, cellular component: fungal-type vacuole membrane. NCBI's taxonomy places the organism in Eukaryota, Fungi, Ascomycota, Eurotiomycetes, Eurotiales, Aspergillaceae. Gene Ontology annotation, biological process: transmembrane transport. Gene Ontology annotation, molecular function: transmembrane transporter activity. The coding region runs from base 1 to 1305 and encodes 434 amino acids. The transcript is spliced from 3 exons.
AUGGAUCAAAAGCCACCCGACACCAGGUUAGCUACUCCGGAUAAUCCACAUGCCGCUGUUGAUUUGGAGCUGCUGGACAAUACAAAUUCUGGCGAUGUUGCCCAUCAAAGACACCGUAUUGCUGUGCAUGGGGGCACCAUGUGGAAUCAUGUCAUGAUUGUCUGUGCCGGAUUCGCUGUCAUGUUCACCACUUGCGCUUUUAUAUUUGCCUUUGGUGUCUACCAAGCUCUAUAUGAAGAGAUGGCUCAGGAAGCGCAUUCUCCUUUCGUAGGUCAAUCGACAGCUCUAAUUGGUUUGAUUGGAACGCUGGCCAUCGCUCUCAUGUCUAUGGGAGGUCCUCUGGCCAUGACAUGGGCCAAGCUCUGGUCCCCCCAAGCAGUCAUCGUUGCUGGAGGCUGGGUUUUUGGUAUUGCGUACAUUUUGGCCGGCUUCAGCCAACGUCUCUGGCAUUUUGCAUUGACCCAAGGCGUGCUGCUGGGCAUCGGAACCAGCAUGGCAUAUGUACCUACCAUGUCUGUCGCCCCGACCUGGUUCGAUCAGCGUCGUGGGUUGGCCAUGGGGAUCAUCAUCUCCGGCAGUGGCGUCGGAGGCAUGGAGCAGCUUCGGGUACAAAACCAGAGUCUCAACCGGCGAUGCGGAUGGAUCAAAGUGCCGUUGGUCAACUGGCGCGUGGCAAGUUCUGGACGGUUCAUCGCGCAGGCCUUGGGCUGCUUUCUUCAGUCGGCCGGUUAUUCGACUCCGUUGUUCUUCUACGCCGCCUAUGCGCGGACGUUGGGCUACAGCGCUGCGACUGCCGACAACUUUAUCGCUGUCAGCAACGCCUCGAAUUUUGUCUCCAGAAUCCUGAUCGGAUACGGCGCCGACAAGCUGGGGCGACUCAACGCGUUGGCAUUCACAACUCUAUUUAGUACCAUCGCCGUCUUCGCGUUCUGGCUGCCCUCCAUGUAUCAGGAGUCGACCGUGUCGCCGUCAAGCGCUCAUGGCUUAUUUAUCGUCUUUACCAUUCUCUAUGGAUCCUUCGCUAGCGCAUACAUCUCUCUUUUCCCGGCAUCUCUAAUUGAACUGUUCGGCGUGCAGCACUUUACCAGCGUCAACGGGGUCUUGUACCUCAUUCGAGGAAUGGGAGCAUUGAUCGGGACGCCGUUGACUGGAUUGCUGAUCCCUCAGUCUACCGCUUUGGUUUCUUCGAUCGUCUACGAGCGCGCGGGGAUCGUCUGCGGUGUUCUGCUUUUUGCAGCCACACUUGCCUGCUUUUGGGUGAGAAUUGAGGCAACUCUGGGCGAGUUAGGAAGAUGGAAGGCUUGA